This is a messenger RNA of Diversispora eburnea, 144 nucleotides long. NCBI's taxonomy places the organism in Eukaryota, Fungi, Glomeromycota, Glomeromycetes, Diversisporales, Diversisporaceae. The record is from the annotation of a GenBank genome assembly.
AUGAAACGAGGGCUUCCUUGGAGUGCGGCAAAAGGAUUUGAUACAUUUACUCCGAUUGGUGAAUUUAUUCCUAAAGAGAAAAUUAAUGAUUCAAAAAAUGUUGAUUUAUGGUUAAAGGUAUUUAGAAAACUUGAUAAUAUCUGA